Molecule: messenger RNA, 282 nt
Organism: Kluyveromyces lactis
Lineage: Eukaryota; Fungi; Ascomycota; Saccharomycetes; Saccharomycetales; Saccharomycetaceae
Gene: NHP6B
Product: high-mobility group nucleosome-binding protein
Exons: 1
Coding region: 1-282 (93 amino acids)
Source: RefSeq, a predicted model, not a curated record
AUGGCUGCUCCAAGAAAGAAGACUCAAAGAAAGAAGAAGGAUCCAAAUGCUCCAAAGAGGGCUUUGAGUGCUUACAUGUUCUUCGCCAACGAAAACAGAGAUAUUGUUCGUGCUGAAAACCCUGGUAUCACUUUUGGUCAAGUUGGUAGAAUCUUGGGUGAGAAAUGGAAGGCUUUGAACGAAGAUGAAAAGGCUCCAUAUGAAGCUAAGGCUGAAGCUGACAAGAAAAGAUACGAAUCCGAGAAGGAAUUGUACAUUGCCACCAAGGCUCAGUCGGAAUAG